AUGAAUACAGCAAUCAUUGAACCGCCAAAAGAGUCUCCUGAUCGAUUAGUUUUUAGACCACUUCCUGCAAGUGUUAUUGAUUUUGAAUCGUUUGCUUGGCUAUUAGAACCUAUUCCACUCUUUACGGAUGCAUUUGACAAAAGAACACCACGUCCUCCACCACAAAUUGCAACCCAAGAUACUACCGAUUAUAUGUGGUACGUGACGCAAUUAGUAAUCAAGAAUGAUGAAAACGAGGGGAAUCAAACAUCCGCUAAAUUUAAUCUUAGGUUACAUAAGAUUGGUGAUGUUGGUGUUGUUUAUGCGGACGGAAAAGUGCAAUCAGUACAUAGAGGUGGAAAUCAAGUAGAUAUACCAUUGAACCUUGAUUGUACGAGUAAAGUAAAUAAUGAUAUCUCUGAUAUAAACAGAGAUGUGUAUUUAAACGAUAAAAACAUUACUCAUACUCAUAUAGGCUGGCAGGUCAACAUUGGGCUUGUUGAUGAAAAAAAAUGCUAUUUUGAUCCUUCUACACAUUGUACCCUUCCAUGGAAAAAAUUGAGUAGUGAAUCUUCGUCCACAAUUACAGAUCAGGAUAUAUUUUGUCAACGCACUUUAUUAAAUAUGCAAAAAAAAUAUACCAACUUAACCACGCAAUUACCUGUUCAGGCGGGUCUCGUGUGGUACACCUUCCACUUUACUUUACCUAAAGAAUAUUAUGAUAUUACUCAUACCGAAGAUACACUUCCUCCAAUUGCGCUCGAUCUUACAUCGAUGACAAAGGAACUUGCUACACGUCCCACAGAUCCACGUGCACGGAAUGAUCAAGACUAUGCUGGGUGGUAUAAUCCACAUACAAAGUGUCGAGUAGGAUAUGAAAUGCCAUCGCAACAGUAUUAUCAUAUUCCUUUAGAAUGGAUAAAGCGAGAUGGAGACCAUAAAAAUUGUGUAGUAUUAUUUGAGGAAUGGGGUGGCGAUCCUCGAGGAAUUCGCAUUGUACAGCGUGUAACAU
Molecule: messenger RNA, 991 nt
Organism: Racocetra fulgida
Lineage: Eukaryota; Fungi; Glomeromycota; Glomeromycetes; Diversisporales; Gigasporaceae
Source: the annotation of a GenBank genome assembly